Molecule: messenger RNA, 2223 nt
Organism: Magnolia sinica
Lineage: Eukaryota; Viridiplantae; Streptophyta; Magnoliopsida; Magnoliales; Magnoliaceae
Product: G-type lectin S-receptor-like serine/threonine-protein kinase At1g11410
Exons: 7
Coding region: 448-1707 (419 amino acids)
Biological process (GO): protein phosphorylation
Molecular function (GO): protein kinase activity; ATP binding
Source: RefSeq, a predicted model, not a curated record
CUAAAUAGCAAUUCCAUCUUCUCCAGAUUGAUUUUGAAUAGCUCAGGUGAUCUUCAACGGUUAGCAUGGCGAGAUGGGACCCAGCGAUGGACACCGUUCUCACGUGCCAUCGACGAUAAGUGCGAUGAGUAUGCGAAAUGUGGGGCCUACAGCAGCUGCAAUGUGAAUCGUGCGGUGAUAUGUGAGUGUUUGAGAGGGUUUAAGCCCAAGCUGCCGGAGGUGUGGAACUUGCAUGAUUGGUCUAGUGGGUGUAAUCGACGGCAGGGAUUGGGUUGUGGGAAGGGAGAUGGGUUUAAGAAAAUUGAAAAUGUGAAGCUGCCGGAUACGUCGUCGGCUCGGGUUGUACGAUUAUCGGGUCUGAGGGAGUGUAGGGAUGAGUGCUUGAAGAACUGCUCUUGCACUGCUUAUGCAAGUGCUGAUAUUGAUAAGUGGGGAGGUGAGUGUUUGAUGUGGUAUGGGGAUUUAAUUGAUAUGAAGCUGUAUUCCGACGAUGGGGAGGAUUUAUACGUGCGUUUGGCGGGUUCGGAGCUUGAUUCAAGCCCGAAGAGGAAAAAGCUAGUGCUGAUACUCGCAUUAACGGUCAUACCAACGACGCUGCUCCUCUUCUCAUGCGGCUAUUGCCUCCGGAAGAGAAAAAACGAAAAGAAAGGUGGGCAUGCACGGGAGAGUACGUAUGGGAACUUUUCAAAUGUGAGUGUGAAGAGCUCAGAUCUGCCACUGUUUAAUCUCGGUGAUGUGGUGAUUGCUACGGAUGACUUCUCCGAAUCAAAUAAGCUUGGAGAGGGUGGCUUUGGCCCCGUUUACAAGGGGACAUUGAGGAAUGGUAAACAAAUAGCGGUGAAAAGACUGUCAAGGAAUUCAGGACAGGGAAUAGAAGAAUUCAAAAAUAAGGUGGCACUUAUACAACAACUGCAACACAGGAAUUUGGUUAGAAUACUUGGUUGUUGUAUUCAAGGAGAAGAAAAAAUGUUGAUUUAUGAAUACAUGCAAAACAAAAGCCUCAACUAUUUUAUUUUCGAUCGGACAAGACGGGUGUUGUUAGAUUGGAGGAAGCGGUUUGAUAUUAUCAUUGGGAUUGCUCGAGGAGUUCUUUAUCUUCAUCAUGAUUCUAGGUUGAGAAUUAUUCACAGAGAUUUGAAAGCUAGCAACAUUCUCCUCGAUGACGAAAUGAACCCUAAAAUUUCAGAUUUCGGCAUGGCUAGAAUUUUCAAAGGAAAUCAGACCCAAGGCAACACAAAUAGAGUGGUCGGCACAUACGGUUAUAUGUCGCCGGAGUACGCCAUCGAUGGGCUUUUCUCAGUGAAAUCAGAUGUGUUUAGCUUUGGGGUCUUAUUAUUAGAGAUCAUUAGUGGAAAUCGAAACAACAGUUAUCAUAAUCCCGACUCUAAUUUAAUGGGCCAUGCAUGGCAGCUAUGGAAUGAAGGUAAGAGUUUGGACCUGUUGGAUUCCUCAAUCGCCGAUUCGUGUCCCACCAAUGAAGUCCUGAGAUGCAUCCACGUGGGCCUUUUGUGUGUGCAAGAAAAUGUGACAAGCAGGCCCACCAUGUUAUCAGUUGUAUCUAUGCUGUGCAAUGAAAUGGCCAUUCCUCCACCCAAGAAACCAGCUUAUAGUAAUAAGAAGAAUUUCAUGGAUGCAGAUUCAUCCACAAGUGGGGCCGGAUCUUAUUCCAUCAAUGAGAUGACAGCUACUGAGGUGCAUGCUCGUUAGGAUUAUAUAGAUUUGUUUGUUGAGGAUCCUCAAAAUCUCUGCAUUUUCAUGGUGUGCAUCAGUGGGAUCUGUGCCGUUCAUCAGGUGGGACCCACAGACAGUGAGUGAUGCAGCCCAAAUGUUUGGGCACAUGGGUGGACCACACACAUGCCAGAUACGUACGCCACUGGCCAUCCGUUUUUCUUUUUGUACACUUAUAUUGCUCCGUCGAAAAUGGGUCUGGACUACUUUUCUGGAUGGGCACAUUCAUGGUGUGGCCUACCUGAUGAACGGUGCUGAUCUAAUACAUGCUGCCGUUUUUGCACGUGUUGGGUCAUUCGCCUAUAGCCUUUAGGGCUAUUUGUGUUUCUGGAUUCCAGAUAAUGCCACCUAAGUAGGAUUGUCAUUUCCCGGUGUUUAUUUAAACAUGUAUUAUGGCACAUAAAUUGAGAGAAUCAAUUAUAGUUUUACAUUGUAAAAUGGUGGACCCCACAAUUUCACAAAUUUUCCAGGCUAAAACAAACAAAGAAAAUUCAU